Messenger RNA from Entrophospora sp. SA101, 620 nucleotides. Lineage: Eukaryota; Fungi; Glomeromycota; Glomeromycetes; Entrophosporales; Entrophosporaceae. The record is from the annotation of a GenBank genome assembly.
UAGAUGUUGAAGAAAGAGAUGAUGAUGAAGGUGAAUAUAAUGGCAAAGAAAGUCAAGAAUCUCAUAGCACUGAUAAUAUUAGUGGAUCUCAUCAUGAUCCACAUAGUCAUUCAUAUAAACAUCUACAACGAUUUCCUCUUAUUUUCGGGACACAAACUACUACUAAUACUAUUGCUACAUCAGCAAUACUUUCGCCACCUCUUCUACCUUCUCCACCACUUCCACCUACCACAUCAACAACAUUACCCACAGAUAUUAGUAACGAUAGCGAUGUCAGUCAUAUAAAUAAACAAAUAUAUGAUGGAAAACGUGCAAUGAGGCUUGAACGUAAUCGCGUUGCGGCAAAAGAAUGCCGUGAAAGAAAAAAGUCUUAUAUACUAAAUUUGGAAAGUAAAGCUACGAGAUUGGAACAAGAAAAUGCUAAUUUACAUAGAAUGGUUCAAGAAAUGAAAAAUAAAUUGGAUUGGGUUGAAAUAAAAACGGCUGAAAAUGUUCAAUUGCAAUUAUUAGUACAAGAUUUAAAAUGUCGUAUUAAUGAAAUGCAAAAAUGUAGCAUUAAUGGUGGUGUUAAUAAUAUAGGUAGCAGUAAUGGUUUUGAAGGGAAUGUGGUGAAAUGGUAG